UAAACGAGAAAUCAGAACAGAAAAUAAAAGAAGAGAAAAUAAAAGAAGGUAGUUAGGGUUUUGGUGCGAGAAAAAUGGGGAAGAAGAAGUUGGAGAUAAAGCGAAUCGAGAACAAAAGCUCUCGGCAGAUAACAUUCUCGAAGAGGCGCAAUGGAUUGAUGAAGAAAGCUCGCGAGUUGUCCAUUCUCUGCGAUGCGAAGGUGGCGCUCUUCAUCUUCUCCAGCACCGGGAAGCUUUUCGACCUCUGCAACGGUGACAGUUUGGACGAGGUCCUGCAACGAUAUUGGCAUUACAAAGGAGUGAGUGGUGUUGACUCAAAGGAACGCCACAUUAAAAUUGCAGAGAUUUUGUAUGAUGCAACGUUUUCUGAAAUGGUGAAAAGGCGAUAUGGUGUUUCUGAACUUGAACAUCUUUGUCUGACUAACCUUAUGGAACUAGAGAAAUUCAUUCAUACUGCUCUUUCACAAAUCAGAUCAGCAAAGAUGCGAUUGAUGAUGGAAUCCGUAGAUAAUCUUAAGAAAAGGGAACAUACACUGAGAAAAGAAAACGAGCAUUUGCAUAAACAGAUUAAGGCAAUGGAAAAUGCUAACUGUGUAAGCAACAUGGUGACACUGACUAUAGACUGUGAUAAAACAGAUAUGGAGGCAGCACAACUCUGGAGCCAACUUGCACUCAAUCCAUGAGAAUAACUGCACCUCCUAAAUUAAAUAAAUAAAUAAAUAUAUUCUUCUCUUAUUUAUAUUGGGUUGAAACAUGGAGGAAGUUUGGUUCAGAAAUUUAGCUACUAUAGUUUAUGCCUUAUCAAUUCAUAAGUGGCAUACUAAAUACUAUCAAUCAUUACUUUUAAGGCAUAUUUUCUGAAAGCUGAGCCUCUUUUCGCUAUAACGACCAG
Messenger RNA from Vigna unguiculata (cowpea), 892 nucleotides. RefSeq names its product MADS-box protein FLOWERING LOCUS C-like. NCBI's taxonomy places the organism in Eukaryota, Viridiplantae, Streptophyta, Magnoliopsida, Fabales, Fabaceae. Gene Ontology annotation, molecular function: DNA-binding transcription factor activity; RNA polymerase II transcription regulatory region sequence-specific DNA binding; protein dimerization activity. The record is from RefSeq and is a predicted model, not a curated record. Gene Ontology annotation, biological process: positive regulation of transcription by RNA polymerase II. Gene Ontology annotation, cellular component: nucleus.